This is a messenger RNA of Fonsecaea erecta, 4731 nucleotides long. RefSeq lists its product as hypothetical. The record is from RefSeq and is a predicted model, not a curated record. Gene Ontology annotation, cellular component: cytosol. The transcript is spliced from 3 exons. The coding region runs from base 1 to 4731 and encodes 1576 amino acids. Gene Ontology annotation, molecular function: flavin adenine dinucleotide binding; heme binding; NADPH-hemoprotein reductase activity. NCBI's taxonomy places the organism in Eukaryota, Fungi, Ascomycota, Eurotiomycetes, Chaetothyriales, Herpotrichiellaceae.
AUGCCGGCAGUGGUAGCGCGGGGCAAGAUGCGCGAAUCAAUCCUGGCUUUACCCCUCGUCUACGGCACAGAAGAUGUCAUACCUGAUCAAGCCCUCUGGGCUGCGGUUGUCUGCCUUGGUAUACUUGCUAGCGUCUACAGGUAUGAAGAACGCAACGAUGGGCACGAGGGGAUCAGCAUAACUGCACCGCCCGGAACCUUUCGAAACUUGUCAGGCGAAGCAGAUGAUGAAGAAGAGGAGACGAAAGGCAUUCCCAGGAAUAUCGCUAUUCCUCUCCGUCAGAUAUGCACGAGGAUGGGCAGAAUUUUGCCUCACUUGACACAGUACGAUGUUUCCGUAUACAACUACAAGCUCCGAGAUCCUACCAGCAUCAAUCCCUAUGUUGCAAGAUGCGAAAACAUGGACCUGCGGUGGCCUGUUUUCAAUGAUCGCGGCGAGGCGAUGUUCCUCCUGUGCAUGGCCGAGACGCAUGGAUGCUUCACUCAAGGCGUUGAGGUGAUCACAAGAUGUCAGGAGCGAGUCAUGCUGAAGGACAAAGAAGGACUCCUUCGGGAGCUCAUCAAAUUGAAAGCGAUAGUGGACAGGUUCGUCCACGUGUUUCAGAAGAUCAGCGUUAAUCCCAACUCGGGCGAAAAUUUUGCUAAUCCAGUCGAGUGGGGUCAGAGAUAUGCGAAAUUCAGCGCUCCUCUUUCCAAACGCGUUCCCGCACUGUCCGGACUUGCAUUACCAGUAUUCCUUUUGAUGGAUGCAUUUAUUGGUAGAAGCAAAUACGACAGCUUUCUGGGACGAGAAGCCCUGCAUCUCAGAGCCUGGUUGCCAAUGAAUAUUCGAGCGUUCAUUGCCGCUAUCGAGUAUCACUAUCAGGUUCCUGCCUUUGUGAAAAAGUCUGGCGACCCACGUCUGAUGGGUGUGAUGGAAGGCAUUCUUGAAGCGUAUCUAUCGGAGCGCGGCUGGUUCGGGACACAUCGCUAUAAAGUCUAUGGCUUCUUGGAAGUUGUCGCCAAAACUGGACGAAGUGAGACGAACGGCAAUGCCGGGUCGUCCGACAACGUAGGAAGGCCAUGGGAAGAGGUGCACAAAACUCUCUCUGAAUCCAUGAGAGAGCGAUUGGAACCUUUCCGAGGUAAAGUCACCCUCCAACCCCAUGAACUGCGAGGGUCGUUCGAAGAAUGCAGAUUCAAAGCAAGAAUUCUGUCCCGCUCCUUCGUGGACACGGACCCUCUGCGGUCCACGGCCAUGGUAACUUUUGGGCUCGAAGGCACCGGCAUCACCUUCCAACCCGGAGAUCGACUUGCGAUUAUGCCAGUCAACAGCUGGACGGAGAUGGGGAAGAUCACUGCUGCGCUAGGUCUGGAUGAACUCCUUCACAAGGCACUCCCACUUUCACAAAAUUCAGAUUGGAUUCGCUUUGCCCGGCAUCUGAAAUCGGUCAGUCGAACCGGCGGCGAACCCUCUCUGACGGUGCACGACAUUCUACGACGAGGACACUUGGCGCCUCUUACAAAGGAAAUGGUUAUGGCCUUUCACAUGGCACUUCGAGCCUCAUCAUCAAGCGUGUUGAAAGUUCUCGGAUCAGAGAUGUGGCCAGUCGAGGGUUCCAUUGGAGACCUACUUCAAGUCGCACUCGCAGAAGUUCCCUCGACGAUAUGGGACCGAGCAUUCAAUCUCUCCGAUCUUUCGUGGCUUCCAAAAUUGAUCCCAAUUGAGGUUCCGCGAACUUACAGCAUUUCGAAUUAUUCAAAUGAGCUACUUCCGAGCACUGUCGACCUGACGGUUGCCCGCACCGAGUCCCCGUUGGCACCCAUCCUCCAGUCCACCAACCCCGGCAAUCGGCGCUGUGGGGUGAGCAGCGGAUGUCUUAACCCAGAUCCCUCUUCCUCUGGAGAGAUGUUCGAUGACGAAGAGUACCUGAUCGGAAUUUCUAGGCCCAUCAAUUUCCAACUCCCAAGUACUAUGACCGGCCCAAUCGCGAUGUUUGCAGGUGGCUCAGGAAUUGCCCCUUUCAGAGGAUUCUGGCAAGCAAGAGCUCAAACAUGCGUCGGUAGGAACAUUCUCUUUCUCGGCGUACAGUCGCGGGAGCGAUUCUCUUACGAGCACGAGCUCCGAGAAUAUGUACAAAACGGCCAGCUUGAACUUCAUACUGCAUUUUCAAGGGACAGGAACGGUCUCAUUUAUGAUCCAGUGUCUCGCGAUCUUGUCGAGAAGCAGAUGAGUCCUCGGUAUCUCGACGCCACGAUCAUCGAACAAGGGCGGACGGUCUGCGAUCUUGUCAUCUCAAAGAGCCAAGGAGGACUUGGAGGACAUCUGUAUAUCUGCGGAUCCGUGGCGAUGUAUGAGACAAUCAUAACAGGGAUUCGCCAGGCCAUCUACCAGAAUUGGGCGUCAACCAAAGAGUCGGCGGACAGCUUGCUGGCUAAAGCAUUCGCGGAAAGACGCUUCAUGCUGGACAUUUUCAUGACACCGCGUCCAAUCAGUUACGCCACUCCACGCAUUCCUCUAUCGAAGUUGGCACUGAACACUGGUCAUCGUAAAGGAUCUAGGAUGUACAUUGGUGUUCAUGGUGGCGUUUACGACAUUACCGACUUCCUUCCCAUUCACCCUGGUGGCACCUUGAUCGCUCAAGCGAGUGCUGGACUGGAUGCCUCAAAGACUUUUGAUGACGUGGCUCACACCACAAACCCCGAAGUUAUGAGUCUACUGUCGAAAUAUUUCAUCGGCCAUCUUGCAGCAAAGCCGGACUUCCGCUCUACUGAGAUCAGCGGUAUCUACGAUCUCUGGUAUGAAUACCUACGCAGUUGUGUGGAAGCUCUGACCACGUUGCACUUCGAGGUCAACUACAUUCAGCAGGAUGCCCGGACCUGGUUUCAAGGUGACCUCUUCAACAUGGGCGGGGUGAGGAAAUUCUAUCAGUUUCAGUCGAGGUUAAUGCAGAAUGGAUUUUCAACCUUGUUUGGCGCAAAGCUUCAGGAGCUGCAUCUCAAGCUCACAUUCGCGCUGGUCAAUUCUGGCACGCCCGAGACUCGAGUGCCGGAUGUCAUUGGCGUCAUCACCCGAGCGCAAGCCUCUGCUCCCGCGGCUACUGCCGCCAAAGAAAUCGCGCAAAUCGGUUCAUUUGUCUGUAAUAACCAGCAAGCCCAAUUCCAAGAAAACGGGAUCCUGCAGUACGCCCGUGCAGUGACCGAAUUGGAUGUCCGGUUUCUGGAAGAAAUUCGUGAGGAUGUUUGCAUGGGUAUGGACGCCUUUGAUGUCAUCGAGUGCAUCGAGUCUGGUACAGAUAAACACAAAUUGGUCAGUCUUAGCACAUACCUACUCUCGGUCCUGGAGCGUGUUGCUGAACGCCUCGGCACAUUUUACUCGAGGCUGUCAAGAGAAUCCAUCUAUCACCCGGAAUUGGAGAAGAAUCCCGCGAGGACGAGGUGGAAUGUGCUAAAAAGGAAGAUACAUGAUGGAUCGUUCUUCAUCCUGGCUCAAGCUUCAGCAUUUAGCGGUGCGAGCCAUGCGACAAAGCCAUUCCGCUCCACGCGAUACGCGGACCAGGAUAUCGUGUUUGCCCAGGUUGUCUCACAGGCUCAGCAAGCAAUCGACGCCGGUCAGCCACAUGUUGGAAGAGAUUCAAAUCGAAGUCCGAACACGGUCUCCACUCGUCCAGUUCGUCUGGCCGAUUCACACACCGCCAGGGCUGCCCAUCGCCUCGAUACUCCGUCAUCUUACGAGAUCCAUGAGUCGCGCAAUGCACUUCAAUCGAUCUCGACCUUUAUGGAUUCGAAUAUGCAUUCCAUCAAGCGGUUGAGUCAAUUACCGUCGGACCUGAGUUUUGCAAACAUUGUGGCAGCGUACGGCACCAACAGUAAACGGUUACCAUCAGUGCCGUCUCUGGAGGAACAUGACGAAGGGCGUCCGGGACCCGCAGAACAUCAACGCGGAGGUUCACAAUCAUCCUAUAUCAGCAACUGGCCUCUUCCCCGAACGACAACCGUGAAACCUGGAUCAAGGACCUUGAACAAUCCUCUAGCAGACCAUAAGCCACGACUCGUGCGGAGACCAACGAACGGGUCCAUUUCUAGCGUUAAUGGACUUCCACAUAAUCCCGCACCCAGUGCCCAAAGCCAUGCAUCAUUCAUAGGGAGGCCGGUCCUCCGAGCGCCGGAUGCCCCUCAAAAUGCUGCUAGGCCACCCCCUCGACCUUUUUUGUCGAACUUGACAAGUCGAAGUCGAUCUCAGUCUCGGAGCAGAAGUGAUUCCGAGAAUAGCUUGAGGCAUGACGGGUCUGUGGUUACCUCAGCCAGGACCUUGGAAGGGCCUGUUACAAACCUGCAUACCAAACUCAUGCGACGUCAGCUAUCUAACGCGUCGGCCCAAAACAAUAGUGUGCUCGAGGCUGAGGCCACGUCCAGCGGUGCACUGGCUCAGUCCCAGUUCUGGCAAAGCCCCAAGACAUCGACUAUGCCAAUUCUUCCCCAAGGAGCUCCUCCAGAAGGUGGUAAUGAACGACUUUUGCAGCAGAGGCAACAGCAGAACGAGAUGAUCAUGAUGGGCGAAGCCCGCGGCACCCUGGCGGCACCCGGGAGGAUCCCACCAUUCAGUGGUUUGAGAGUAUUGAAACUAGCGACUGCAACAGAAAUGGGAACGAGGCAAGCAGCAGGAAGAGAGGGGUCUGGACCCCCUGAUCUUUCUCCGGGAAAUGCAAUGGGCAGCAUCAGAGCGACACCCCUGCCGCUCAAUGUACGAUGA